Hibiscus syriacus is the source of this 1152-nucleotide messenger RNA. RefSeq lists its product as uncharacterized. The record is from RefSeq and is a predicted model, not a curated record. Lineage: Eukaryota; Viridiplantae; Streptophyta; Magnoliopsida; Malvales; Malvaceae. The transcript has 13 exons. Bases 50 to 856 code for a protein of 268 amino acids.
GUUUUAAACUUGAAAAAACCAAACUCUCUUUGGUAAUCGAAUCUCCGCCAUGGCGAUCCAAACUGGAGUCGGAUUUUCGAAGAUUUUGAUCCUAGCCGGCGCAGGUUACACUGGUACGGUUCUUUUCAAGAAUGGUAAAUUAUCAGACUUGUUAGGUGAAUUGCAGUCACUGGUGAAAGGACUUGAAAAAUCUGGGGACAAAUCAGAUGAUUCAGAGGCCCUUCUGGCUCAGGUUCGUCGCUUAUCAAUGGAGAUUAGGCAACUAGCCUCAGCACGGCAGAUAACUGUUCUAAAUGGGGAUUCCGGCGUUAACUUAACGUCUAUGGUAGUCCCAGCUGCUACAUUGGGGGCAUUGGGUUAUGGUUACAUGUGGUGGAAGGGCAUUUCGUUCUGUGAUCUAUUUUGGGUAACAAAACGCAAUAUGGCUUUGGCUGUGGAGAACUUAACAAAACAUCUGGAUUCUGUGUCUGAUGCUCUCUCUGCUGCAAAGAAGCAUUUGACCCAACGGAUUCAGAAUCUGGAUGAUAAAAUGGAAACACAGAAGGAAAUCUCAAAGAACAUUCAAGAAAGUGUAGAAGAGGCUCAUAUGAAUCUUUCCAACAUUGAAUAUGAUUUGGAUGCACUGCAGAGAAUGAUUUCUGGUCUGGAUGGAAAAAUAGGUUCAUUGGAAUAUAAGCAGGAUCUUGCCAAUGCUGGUGUUUUGUACCUUUGUAACGUGGUUGGUGGCAAAAAAGCAAAGAUGCCCGAAGCCUUGCAGGCGCAACUUCAACUUUCUGGGAAAUCUCGUUCUUUACUCACACAUUCGGGAACUCCCACUACAAAGGGUCUGAAAGACUUUUUCAGAUAUUUUUUCUGAGAGUACGAAAGGUUCAGUCCGAGAACCUAUCGUGCAAGAUGGUAUCGAUAAUUUAGAAGAAGAGUCAAGAAGGCUGCAGAGGAUUGAUUCAUAAGCGUCCCCUAAGUUUUAACUUUUAACGUAGUGUACUAUGUAGAAAACUGUUGUGGAUUGCAAUUUCAUUAUUGGUUUGGGGCAGGCCAUUAUUAUGGCUUUAAUAUCUACUUUUUUUUCCUUUUAUUUUCUGGGGUUAAUUUCUUAAAGGUGUUAUGCUAGAGAGCAAGGUACACAUAUCAAUAAAACAACUGUUUCAAGUA